This is a messenger RNA of Arachis ipaensis, 543 nucleotides long. RefSeq lists its product as uncharacterized. Lineage: Eukaryota; Viridiplantae; Streptophyta; Magnoliopsida; Fabales; Fabaceae. The record is from RefSeq and is a predicted model, not a curated record.
AUGUCGACGGAUGGUGCUGAGAGGUCAGACACUCUAAUCAAAGGUAAAUGUGAAAUUGGUGGUAAAAUCUUAAUUACUUUAUUUGAUACUGGGGCAUCACAUUCAUUUAUAUCAUUUGAGAAAGCCAAUGAGUUGGGAUUGAAGAUAACCAUGCUAAACUAUGAUUUGCAAGUACAUACUCCUGCCUCUGAGACUGUCAUAACUGGAUUAGGUUGUCAACAAUUUCCAUUCCAAAUUAAGCACCGAACUUUUGUCCAUGAUUUAAUUUAUCUGGCGAUGACUGGCCUCGAUCUCAUUCUGGGAUUGGAUCGGUUAUCAAAGAACCAUGUUCUCCUUUAUUAUUUUGAAAGAUCACUGCAGUUUAUGUCGGAAGGUUCAGAAGGACCAGUGGUGGCGAAUGGAUAUUAUUUAAAUUCUGUCAUGGUGAAUUGUAGUGGAAAAGUAUUCCCUGAAGACAUACCUGAAUUUCCUCCCUCCCGAGAAAUCGAAUUUGCAAUUGAGUUGGUUCCUGGAGCAGGACCGAUUUCAAUUGCGCCUUACUGA